UUUUACUCCUAUCCCAAAUUAUAAAAUCUUAAGUACGGAGUACAAUCUAACUUCAUCCACAUCAUUACUUAUUAAUUCCGAAAACCAAAUUACCUGCAAAAAUGGCCUCAGCCGCCGCCGCCAGAUCGUUUUUCCGGUCUUCUAGUAGCGUUCUUAACGCCGCCGGGCGUUUUACACGCGAAGCCAAAGCAGCCCGCGCCCCUUGCCGCAUGACCUACAGAAGCCCUCUGGGAUCUCGAUUCUUCAGGCGCCCUGUUGAAUUGAGCGGCUGCGGAAUCUCAAUGCAACCAUUCCACACAGCCACUGCUUUGGCUUUGAUGAACUCGAUGCUCGCCGUCUCUCCCCACAGCUUCAGUUGGCUUUCCGAAGGUGUCUAGUAGCUACGCCAAUUAGAUACAAUACCCCCCUUAAGAACUUUGCUUGCAGGGAUGAUGCAUGACUGGGGAUCUGUUACUGGAGGACUCAAGUGAUUUCCCUGUCCCACAUCUUUUCAUUCUAUAUGUUGUAUUCAUUGAUAUUGAUAAAUUGACUUGAGUGUUGCAAAAGAAAUAGUCCUUAUGUUAUUGGCAUGGUUAUCAAGGCGAUAAGUCAGUCCAGUUGGUGUAUAGGAGGGGGCUAGUAGACUAGUCGGCCUACUAGAAGUCAGGGCCGGCCCGGAAAUGGAAAAAAUGAGAUUGGCCGUG
Molecule: messenger RNA, 683 nt
Organism: Cuscuta campestris
Lineage: Eukaryota; Viridiplantae; Streptophyta; Magnoliopsida; Solanales; Convolvulaceae
Source: the annotation of a GenBank genome assembly